UGAUGACGUCAUCCAGGAAGUGGACGGGUGAGGCGGUGCGGAUUGUGCUGAACGGUCAAACUAAAGAAAAAACUAGUUUUAUGUAGAGGAAGACUUGAGUCCGAGCAGAGAAAUGUGCAGCUUCGAUAAGGACAAAGGGCCGGGGAGGCUGAUGAAAAAGGGGUUAACUCUCAUUCUGGUCGGCCAUAUCAACUUCAUCCUUGGCGCCAUUGUUCACGGCAGCGUCCUCCGCCACAUUUCCAAACCCACCCAACAUAUCAGCACUGAGUACACUGUAGCCAACAUCAUUUCUGUAACCUCUGGCUUGCUGAGCAUUGCCUCUGGGAUCAUCGCCAUCGUAGUAUCAAGGAACCUUCAUGAGUUCAAACUGCAAAUAGGGCUUUUGGUUGCAUCAUUCCUGAACGCCUUGCUCUCAGCAGCGUGCUGCGCCGGGCUCCUUUUGGCCGUUGGUAUCACUGUUGCCCAGAAUGGAAAAAGUUUGAUGUUCGGAUGCAACGAGACAGUGGUGCCCAUCAAUGCUCGGUCACCUGUCAGUGCCCAGUGUCCGUUUGAUACGACACGAAUCUAUGACACCACCCUGGCUCUGUGGAUCCCUUGUGCCAUAUUGUCGGCAGCCGAGGCCGGACUCUCGGUGUGGUGCUUCAUCAUUGGACUGACUCUUCGAGGCCUGGCGCCCUGCGGGAACAGCUACAUCAAAGAGCAGUUGGAGGAAGCGGCUGAGAGCUCUUCCCACACCCGCUGCCUGAUGGAACAACACUCAAAUCCUGAAGUUUAGCAGACCUCAUCAGUUGGUUUCACUCUGUUCAUUUCAAACCACUCAUCCUUUUAUGCCAAUAUAAAGAUUAUUAAGUGCACUUAUGUGUGUGGA
Messenger RNA from Nematolebias whitei (Rio pearlfish), 868 nucleotides. Its product is annotated as keratinocyte-associated protein 3. The coding region runs from base 113 to 775 and encodes 220 amino acids. NCBI's taxonomy places the organism in Eukaryota, Metazoa, Chordata, Actinopteri, Cyprinodontiformes, Rivulidae. The transcript has 6 exons. The record is from RefSeq and is a predicted model, not a curated record.